Molecule: messenger RNA, 5055 nt
Organism: Megalobrama amblycephala (Wuchang bream)
Lineage: Eukaryota; Metazoa; Chordata; Actinopteri; Cypriniformes; Xenocyprididae
Gene: itprid2
Product: ITPR interacting domain containing 2
Exons: 19
Coding region: 200-4114 (1304 amino acids)
Molecular function (GO): signaling receptor binding
Source: RefSeq, a predicted model, not a curated record
UUUGGGCUCCGUCUCGCCCAUGUUGUUACUUUUCACUCUUUUUUUCCGGAAGCGGAAGCAUUGUACUUGAAGUUUUGGAAUAGUUUUGGCAGAUGAUUCAGUGCAGAUACUUUCUAACUAUCAGCGCGCGAUCAUCGUCACGUCCUGUUGAGAGAUGGUGAACCGUCCCCCGCUGUAGUAUCCCGUCCGAGCCGAGGACAUGGAGGAGUGCGAGUCCGCCCCUGCCAGUUUCAAGAGGAGGGCCUGGGCUCAGAGCCGAGACUCCUGGCAGGCUUCUGAGUCUCAGGACCAGGGAGCAGAGGAGCCGCUGUCUGCCCAGCCUAUGGAGGAUAAGACUUCGACAGCCUCAGAAACGGGUCGUAAUCCAAAUCAAGUAGAGAACUGGCUCAGGACCUGCAGGACUCCUCUCGGGGCCUCUUUGGACGAGCAGAGCGGCAGUCCGUCCAGAGUGCCAUUAAAGAAUGGCUGUAGCUUUGAAGAUGACCUGUCCCUGGGAGCUGAGGCCAAUCACCUCCAGAACAGCAGCGCUAAAACAGAGGCCAAUGGCUAUGAAAUGCCAGCCAAGGCCAAAAGGAGCCAGUUCAAACAGAAGGGCAGAAGUAUGAACUCCACAGGUUCUGCAAAGAGCAGCACCACAGUGUCCAGUGUUUCGGAACUGCUGGACCUCUAUGAGGAGGAUCCGGAGGAGAUUUUGUACAACCUCGGCUUUGGACGGGAGGAGCCCGACAUCGCCUCAAAAAUCCCUUCUCGUUUCUUCAACUCGUCUUCUAGCGCCAAGGGCAUCGACAUCAAAGUUUACCUGGGAGCCCAGAUUCAGCGCAUGGAGCUGGAGAACCCGAACUACGCCCUAACAAGUCGAUUCCGUCAAACAGAAGUACUGGCUACGGUAGCAAACGUUUUCACGGAGAUCUACUCCCACGUGUCUGGAAGACCAAUGGAGAAAAUCGGCAAUGGCGACAUAGAAGUUAAAGCACCUACUCCAUUAAAAAGGAAUAAUUCCGCUCUGAAUGUGGCCAAAAUUCUAAAACGGAACAUUACGAGACAGAACCUGUUGGCCUCCAGCACGGAAGGAGCAGCCAAACAGCCUUCAGCACCUGAUGCUGACAACGCAGAGAGUGUGAACUCUGACGUACGGGAAGGGCUGACGGAUACCGAGCACAAGCCACAGCAGAAAGGCUUUAGGAAAAAAGAUUCAUCUCUGGCAACGGUGACCGAGGAGGCCCAACAAAGUAUCUCAGAGGCCUCACUCAACGGAGACAUCCCAGAACCUCUCUCCAAGGACUCCACUUUGUCACCGGCUCUGGACAAAGACAACCCACUUUCCCCGGUUCUGGUGAGCAUCAGUCGGGCUCCUGACGAGAGUGACAUCACGACAAAGUCAGAACUCAAGGAACACCAGGAGACCAUCACUUCCACUCCAGAUAAAGAACCAUCUAACCUGCUGCCCAACCCACACAUAGCCCACCUGCUCAGCCAGCCCAGAGACUCCUUUGAAAUGGAGGAGUUGCAGAGUAAUGAGGAUGAAGCUCUUCCUGGUCCUGGCGGCAUGUCUCGAGAUGGCAGCGAGCGGUUAUUGAGAACUGCCAGCCAGCAGUCUGACAGCAGUGGGUUUGCAGAGGACCCAUCCACAGACGGUUCGGGUAACCACCUGAAGGUACAAGAAAGCUCAGACAGCUGUGAUAGUGAAACUACAGUGACAUCGCAUGCAGGAGAAGUCAGCACACCAGUAGCAUUGGAGUGCCCCAACUUUGAAAGAUUGCAGGCUGAGGACACCCAUCCUCUGCCCAGAGGUACAUCUAGCCAGAGUGAAGCCAACCAAGAAGUCCCUGAGAUCACCAGCCUCCAGAUUCCCAAUCCAAACUCUGACAAUAUUAGCACCAAUGGACCACUCCUUUCUCCUGACUCUGAUAAAGAUUCCAUAAUCGAGUCCGGUUCCAAAACAGAAGAACCCACCACAUAUUCUCCAGAAUUGGAUUUGAGCGUGAUGGUAGAUCCUACAAGAGAUUCCAUCUCAGAUGUAACUCAUGAGGGCAACAUAUCCCAGCCUGGUUUGGGCAUGGAUCCAGACUCUCCUGAAGAUCUACAUUCAUCCUCUGGACCAGAGCCUUCGGAUCUUGAACAAUGCCAUUCCACGGAUCAAAGGAGGCAGAUGGCCCUCCACACAGCCCAUCAAAGGUCAUCCUCAAUGGACGAGGAACGUCCUGGCCGAGUAUGGGUGAGGGACAGCGACUUGCUGAGGGAAAGCUUGGAGAGGAAUCCUUUAAGGAGAUCUAGCUCCCUUCCAUUGACUUCGCUCAGCCCAGCUCGAGUGGUCACCUCCAUGCGCGUCCAACUGGGAAAGGGCUCGGUCAAGCACUGUACACCACCCUCGUAUUCAUACCGCUACGAAGAGGAAAAUCGCAGUGACCGAGAAGAAGUGGAUUCCAUCAUGGAAGAAGAUGAAGUUGAUCAUGCUGGCAGACAAUCUACACUCUUGAAUUCUGCUCCAGCAGAAAGAUCAAAGAUGGAUAGGGGAACACCACCACACCCUCUCAACAUACCCCAACAUCUGACUCGCUCUUCCAGCUCGCUUUAUAGCGUCCCUGCCGACUGGCCCCAGAGGCCCUUGGGUGAAGGUCCAAACUGGAGCACAUAUAGUGUCCCAAACCUUCCUAAUUAUACAGGUCUGCCCCACCAUCUUCCUCAUCCUCCUCCUAAUGGGUCCUUCUACUCUCCACAACACGGAAUGGCCUACAACUUCACGUACCCUACCAGACCUCCCCACCACACUCCCUUCCAACAACCGCAGAGCUCGCCUGGUCCUCAGCCACUUCAGAGCAAUACAUUUACUCCACCACAGGGGGCGCCCUUUACACCCCAGCACAAUAUACAUUAUGCUAAUCCUCACAGCAUACCAUACAACCCAUUCUGUUCACCUUAUAACGUUUCUCAGGGAGCUCCCUACGGCCCUUCAAUGAACAUCCACGGCAGCCCGUACCACACUCACGUCCCUCUCGCGCAGUCCCACAGUGCCCCCUACACUUUGGGAUACAACAAUUCUCCACAUCACCCCGGUGCCCCCUACAGUCAUCCAUAUUAUCCGUCUCCCCCCUACCCUUUCUCCUUUGGGACUCCUCCGGCACCCGCCCCUGCGAUGGGCAGCACAGAGAUGCAGCUCAGGAGGGUCCUCCAUGACAUUCGUGGGACAAUGCAGAACCUUGGUCAGAGCUCAUCUGUACAUGGAGGGGACACACCCAUUGACAGGAUCAGUACACCACACUCUGUCCAACUGCUUUAUGAGGAGCUCCAGAUGCGGAGCAAGAGUCUGAACGUCUUCCGGACUCAGAUGAUGGAUCUGGAACUGGCUCUCAUGAGACAGCAGUCUAUGGUCUACCAGCAUCUUAGUCCAGAUGAGAGGCGAGAGGCGGAACAACUCCAAACACUGCGGACUGCAGUCAGGCAGGAGCUACAGGAGCUGGAGCUGCAGCUGGAAGACCGCCUGCUCUCUCUGAAUGAACAGAUGCGAAGCACCUCCCAGCACAGCAGCCUCUACCGCCACCACAUGGGCAUGCAGAGAGGUAACAGCAUGGAAAGUCUGUCUAAUUCUUCAGCACUGCGGGCCAUGGAGCCGGUGACGGACCUCCUGAAGGAGCAAUUGUACCUUCAGUCUGAGUUGGGAUAUGAGGCUGCCACACCCAGUUCAGGCCGCUCAUCGAGAGCAUCCAGCCCUGGCAGAUUCAACCGAACACGCGAGUCUUGCUCUCCUUCCCUGCAAAGAGGCAGCGUUUACCGGGCCACCCUCAACCUCACGCCCACCGUCCCUCCACGGCCUGGAAUGGAGGUUCCUCGGCCUGUAUCCCCAGAAAGGAUGGAGCCGAGCCUGACACCUACUUCUUUGGAGUUCAGCAGAGAUGAGGACGAGUCGUCACUGGAUGGUCGCAGGAGCAGAACGACGGAGGAUUGCAGUCCCACCGAGUGGAGGAGUAGAAGUAGAGGAAAUGGUGACCUGCAACAUCUUAUACAGGAGAUUAAAGAUAGCAUCGCUCAUGAAAUCAGGCAGGAGAUUGUGAACGAGCUUCUGGCUGCUGUGUCGCCACAUAGAUCUCCUCUCCCAGCCAGGAAGCCCCCUGCGUAAGCAUCAUAACAGAGGAUGGAGGUGAAGAAGAAGUAAAUCCUGUGAAAUAGUCGCAACGAACACUGGUUAAAGCUUUGCACUGAGAACGGCCCAGCACCUCUUUCUGGUUCUGUCUGUGAAGCCCUUCCAGACUCGAAUGCUUCUGGACUGUCGAGUUGCAGCGAAUCUUUUUAAGUCCAGAUUCCACAUUUGCAGCGGUUGAGAUCUUCCACUGUCCAAAUCCGCAAAAGGGCACAUGGCUUACUGUGGCAUCUGUCUGGUACAUAUUACAGAAAUGUAAUGAAUCUUUUGGGAUGUAUUUAAGUAUGUGAUGCAGGUCUUGUCGAAUGUUUGCAGCAGUUGAAAAGACUUGUGGGUGACCUAAAGUUUUCUGUUUGAGUGUGUCUUUGUCUGUCUAGGACAAAAAUGUCUACUGUAAUCAGACUUGUUUUCUAAUUCAGCCUCUGUGAGGAACUAACUGUGCAAUACAUUUCACUUUUUUUCUCUCUCAAACUUGAACUGACCAAUCACAACUACUGUUCUACUCAAAAUGCACACAGCUGUCUUCAUUUCCUGUUGAUAGUCUAUCACAUACUGUAUGUAUAGAUAAGACACUUAAAGCCUUCGGAGCAUAUUCAGAAACAUUUUGUCCUGUGAGAAGAAAAAGCACUAAAUUCCCUUUAUAUAAAUUUACACUAGCACGCUUUUAAAAGAUUUUUUUUAUUCCUAACGACAGCAGAGGAUAAUCUGUCAAAUCUGCUGUCUUCUGAUGAGGAUUUAAAGUGUUCGACUUAAUUUUCCUCAGUGUGAAUGAGUUUUUUUUUGGUUAUUGUUGUCUGAGAUGUAAUGAAUUGUAAUACUAAUUGAUUUAUGCGACUAAGGGGAUGUGUUCCCUUUCCGCCUGGGAUGCAUGAGGGAUAAUCUUUAAUGCAAAUCAUUAAUAAAGAUUUAUUUAUUUUGUA